Molecule: messenger RNA, 2201 nt
Organism: Aspergillus caelatus
Lineage: Eukaryota; Fungi; Ascomycota; Eurotiomycetes; Eurotiales; Aspergillaceae
Exons: 2
Coding region: 360-1670 (436 amino acids)
Biological process (GO): ubiquitin-dependent protein catabolic process
Cellular component (GO): cytoplasm
Molecular function (GO): ubiquitin protein ligase activity
Source: RefSeq, a predicted model, not a curated record
CUGUCUCCAUCAACGGCAUUCUAGACUCAAAUGCGAUAUACGUCCCGGGUUGACAAUAGGAACCAUUCUUACAGCAGCCCCGGGCGCAGCCGCCGCCAGUGAUGAUCCAUCGCGUACGCAUUUUUGUGUGUGCCUUGUGUCGCUACCCUGGACUAGAUGAGUCGGGUUGCUCCCAUCGCUUUUGCGUGCUAGAGCCUGCUUCAGGGACAAAGUUUAACUAGGUUGUUGAUUUCUCGACGACAUCUCAUGUGAAUAUUCUUGGAGAUUCCAGUUCUGUCACUUUUUAAACAAUCGAGACGGCCGGCACCGUUUGCUGCGCUCAACCCCUCCAGUGUAUCAUCACGUCUACGUUUGUCAAGAUGGCCUCCACUGCAACAGGUUCACAACCAACUGCCACCAGUACUGAUCAUAACGGAGAUGAUAGUAGCUCAAGCCCCACAAGUUCACCCCUCUUAUUCUUCGUUGCCCUUGGUUUUGGUGUUGUAUUCACGAACCUAUGGAUUAUUGUUGGAGUAAAGUAUUGCUUCCGAUAUAAUCAGCGAAACCGCCAACUACGCAAUGAGGAAACGGGCGAACCGAUAGAUUUAGUAACCAUGCCUCGAACACAUAGGAGAAGGAGGGAAAAAAAGUUGAUGAGUAUGGAUCAAGUUAACGAACGGUUUCCACUUGUCAAAUACAAAGCGUGGAGAUCUUCGCGCGCGAAUGAAGGCCUUCCAACCGCAGGCGGAAUAUCGGCACCGAAUAGCAGGCCCCAGAGCUUGAAAGGUGAACAUGAUAUUCUAUCUACCACGGUUGGGGCACCCUCUUCCACAACAAAUUCACCAAUAAAAGGCCACCGUCGAUGUAAUUCGACCACAUCGCAGUCAUCUAUACCAGUUGAACAUGCACCGACGGCCUUAGUGCAACCGCAAGAGAAGGAGAACGCCGACCAAGCAUUUGCUGUAGUAGCUGAUGGCACCCAAGACUCAGACACAAAACAGUUACAGAACUGCAAUUCACUUGAGGGUGACGAGGACGUUAAUAACCAAAUUCGCACCGCAGUACCAGCGGAACUUUUACCCAAUCCAGGCGAUUCGUGUGCAAUUUGCCUUGAUACAAUCGAAGAUGACGAUGACAUACGUGGGCUUACAUGUGGUCAUGCUUUCCAUGCAUCCUGUGUCGACCCGUGGUUAACGAGUCGAAGAGCCUGUUGUCCCUUGUGCAAGGCCGAUUACUAUGUUCCAAAGCCUCGCUCUGAUCCUGGCGGACAAACACCUAAUCCAGAACGCUCAGGCCGUCGCAACACAACACGAUUGGCCGUUCCUACACAACCACAAUCAGUAUUUAUAGGAGGACGUGUCAACCCAUUUCGGAAUCCCCUAGCUAUACCAGAGCGACAGGCUCCACCUAGAAAUGAAACCCAGUCGUCCCGGCUAACUGCACCGCGUCUUUGGCGAAUACAAGAUCACCACUCUGGGCCUCCUAGUAACCUGUCAAGCUCAGCUCCAGAGCCUUCGGACCGGCGAGAUUGGAGGACUAGACUUACGCCUAUUAGGUCGUUGAACCUUUCUUUUCUAUCCUUUUCCGCUCGGAAUCAAUAUUCAAGGGAGAGCAUGCCGCAACCGACGGACACUGCACACCCUGCGGCCGAUCGGACACCUAGCCAACUGGAAGCCCAGUCUGGUGCAUGAGCAGCUUCAUGAAUUAUGUUUCGCGGUUACCCUACCCAGUUCACGUCAAACGUUGCCCUUCCUCACUUCAUGGCAUCUGGAAUGCCACUUGGCAACGGCACGAUUAUUUACAGCGUGCAAGAUCACGCAAAGACAUAAAUAUCAUUUUGUAUAAUACGUUGAAGUACCUCACCAUUCGAAAGACAACUUCGUCUUACAUAAGAAGGAUGUGUGAAGUUCUUGUCUAGGCAUCUGCAUUUCUUCUAAGCUGUUGGCUUAAUAGCUUAGGUCCUCAUGAAAGUUAUUACCCGUGGCGUGGCGUUGAUGGCGCAAUGGUUCCAAGGCAUUUCAGAUUUUCGGGUUUAGGCAAGGCAGUUGGUUAGGUAUUUAUCGGGGAAGCGUUGCAGUUGGUAUGGGUUUUUGCAAUUUAGGCCUGCUCUCUCUCUUUCCCGACCCCCGAUUGUUUAUUCCUACUUGUCCUAAUGUACAUCGUGAUGAUGAGAUUACUAUAUUUGCAAUGCACAUACCAGGAAAACAAAGUUUCGUAUUUUA